Cylindrotheca closterium is the source of this 1683-nucleotide messenger RNA. The record is from the annotation of a GenBank genome assembly. Lineage: Eukaryota; Bacillariophyta; Bacillariophyceae; Bacillariales; Bacillariaceae.
AUGCCACCGCGAGAAGAAUUGACAGAGCCAUUGCUCUCGAAUAGCAACGAUGAAAACAACGACUUGGAACAAUCUCCUUCUCCAACUCCCGGAGCUUGCUGCUCUCCCGACGAACCGGGAGAACAACCGCAAGAAGAAGAAGAGUUUUCAGCUCGUACUGAACUGUGGGAAAUGGCUUCUCUAGGGCUACCGCUCGCCGUCUCCUUCUUUUGCCGCAUGUUCAUGGCCAGCACAGAUUCGGCAUUUGUGGGACACAUCAAUGAUGGACAAUACACUGCAGAAGUUUACUUGGCAGCCGCCGUCUUGUCCGACAUGUGCAUUGGCGUCUUUGUCACUCCUCCCUUGGCCUUUAAUCAAGUUUUGAAUGGAUUGGUAGGGCAAGCCAUGGGAUCCGGGAACCCCAAAAUGGCUGGUAUUUGGCUGCAGCAAUCCAUGUUUUGGUUGGCAAUCAGCAUGUUGCCCUUUUUGAUUCCCAUGUUUUAUGUGGAAGAUGUUCUUUUGGCAUUGGACUUUUCGAAGGAUGUCGCCAAGGUGGCGGGGACAUAUGCCAAGUUCAACAUUGUGUGGCCCAUUCCAAAUGGGCUUUAUCAGUGCAUGAGAUUCUACUUUCAGGCCCAGGGCAUGCCUCGUCCAGCAAUGUACAAUAACAUUUGCUUUCUGUUUGUCAAUGCUCUGUUGAACUGGAUCUUUGUCUUUGGUGGUCCCUUCAAGCAUUGGAACGGUCUCGGGUUCAUUGGUGCGGCUAUUUCACUCUCCAUCUCUCGGACCAGUCAAUCGGUCGUGUACUUUAUCUACAUGUUUCUCAUCAAAAAGAAUCACUUGAAUACUUGGCCCGAUGACGGAUGGUCCUUCAAGCAUCACACUUGGGAGCGAACCAAGGAAUUCAUGAAGCAAUCUCUGCCCAACAUUGGUACUCUUCUCUUUCAAUGUGCCGCUUCGCAAGCAACUACAGUCUUGGUAGGUCGUCUCGGAGAUGGGCCCAUUGCUGCCUCGUCUGCCAUUUCGACUGUUUCCUAUCCUUGGUCUGGGACCUUGGGUGCUACUUGUACCACCAUUAGUGGGGUCCGUACAGGAUUUCAUAUGGGACGUGGAAAGGCCAAUGCUGCCAAGCAGUCCACUUGGUUGGUGCUCUACGCAAUUACAGUGGUCAAUAUCAUUGUAGCGGCCAUUUUUAUUCCAUUUGGAGAUACCAUUUUGAAAUUUGCUACCAAUGACGCUGAGGUCCUGAGCAUUGCCGGAAAAUUGAUCCCUGCCUUGUUGGUCGGAACCUAUCUCAACCUGAUUGUCAGUAAUAUUACUUCUGGUGUCUUUUCGGGCAUGGGUCGGCCCAUCAUUGCCACUGUCCUCAGCUUUGGAUUAGAAUUGCCAAUGUCCAUUGGGGGUGUGGCCAUUUACAUUUUGGCCAUGCAUGGAAAUCUAUUGGGGGUCUACUGGUGGACGGCCAUCUCGGGAGGAAUUGAAGUCGUCAUUGUCGUGUUCCUACUCUUGCGAUCGGAUUGGUAUUAUUGGGCUGAACAAGCCCGGUUGCGUCAAGAAGCUAGUUCUAGUACCAAUGAUGAGGAAGGAGAAGGUGAUGGAGAUGGAGAUGAUGACAAUGGGGAAGAGUCAAAUGAGGAAGCUACAGAAGGAGGCGCUGCAACCGCAGAAGAGAAUGCCGGUGAAAAUAAUGUAGAAGACAACUAA